Peromyscus maniculatus bairdii (prairie deer mouse) is the source of this 5017-nucleotide messenger RNA. RefSeq names its product phosphatidylinositol glycan anchor biosynthesis class M (gene Pigm). NCBI's taxonomy places the organism in Eukaryota, Metazoa, Chordata, Mammalia, Rodentia, Cricetidae. Gene Ontology annotation, biological process: GPI anchor biosynthetic process. The record is from RefSeq and is a predicted model, not a curated record. Gene Ontology annotation, cellular component: glycosylphosphatidylinositol-mannosyltransferase I complex; membrane. Gene Ontology annotation, molecular function: alpha-1,4-mannosyltransferase activity; GPI mannosyltransferase activity.
UGGCCGUCCCUGGCUUGUGUCUGUUUGCACCGCAGCGGAGGAGAUGCUCGGGGAGUCCGGGCGGAGUGAGCUGGAGGACGGCUAAGAGAGAGAGAGAGAGGGGGGCGCCGCGUGGAGCCGGCGCCGGGGCGGCUGGGCCCGCGGCCAGACCAUGAGCUACCCCAGGCCCUGGGGGGAAUGGUUCCUGAACCUGCGGGUGCCCCCCGCCGGGGUGUUCGGCGUGGCCUUCCUGGCCCGGGUGGCCCUGGUGUUCUACGGUGUCUUCCAGGACCGGACCCUGCUCGUGAGGUACACCGACGUGGACUACCAUGUGUUCACGGACGCCGCGCGCUUCGUCACGGAAGGGCGCUCCCCGUACCUGCGGGCGACGUACCGCUACACCCCGCUGCUGAGCUGGCUGCUCACCCCCAACGUCUACCUCGGCGGCCUCUUCGGCAAGUUCCUCUUCAUCAGCUGCGACCUCCUCACCGCCUUGCUCGCCUACCGCCUGCUGCUGCUCAGGGGGCUGGGGCGCCGCCAGGCCUGUGGCUACUGCGUCUUCUGGCUGCUGAACCCCUUACCCAUGGCGGUGUCGAGCCGGGGCAACGCCGACUCCAUCGUCGCCUCCCUGGUGCUGGCGGCCCUGUACCUGGUGGAGAGGCGGCUCAUCGCGUGUGCCGCGGUGUUCUACGGGUGCGCGGUGCACAUGAAGAUGUACCCGGUGACCUACAUCCUCCCCAUAGCCCUCCACCUGCGACCCGAGCGCGAGAGUGACGAGAGUCUCCGGCAGGCCCGCUACUCUUUCCAGGCCCGGCUGUACGACUUCCUCAGGAGGCUGUGUAGCUGGGCCGUGCUGCUCUUCGUGGCGGUGGCGGGGCUCACGUUCUUGGCCCUGAGCUUCGGCUUUUACUAUAAGUACGGCUGGGAGUUUGUGGAGCACACCUACCUGUACCACCUGACCAGAAGGGAUAUCCGCCACAACUUCUCGCCGUACUUCUAUAUGCUGUACUUGACUGCGGAGAGCAAGUGGAGUUUUACCCUGGGGAUUGCGGCGUUCCUGCCACAGUUCAUCUUGCUUUCGGCCGUGUCCUUUGCCUAUUACAGAGACCUUGUCUUCUGUUGUUUUCUCCAUACCUCCAUUUUCGUGACUUUCAACAAAGUGUGCACCUCUCAGUACUUCCUUUGGUACCUCUGCCUUCUGCCCCUGGUGAUGCCACUCGUGAGAAUGCCUUGGAAGAGGGCCGUAGUCCUCUUACUGCUGUGGUUUAUAGGGCAGGCCUUAUGGCUGGCUCCUGCCUAUGUUCUAGAGUUUCAAGGAAAGAACACCUUCCUGUUCAUUUGGUUAGCCGGCUUGUUCUUUCUUCUGAUCAACUGUUCCAUACUGAUUCAGAUUAUUUCCCACUACAAGGAGGAGCGCCUCAUAGAGAGACUCAAAUAUGACUAAUGUGUGUUCUGGAUCUUCUGCAACUUCGAUCGCAUCCUGAUGAUUGUGUAUGGACGAGAAAGGCUUUGCAAGUUUUUUCUCCCUGAACAUUCUAAGCACUCCAGUGAAAGUUCCUUGGUUCCAAUAGAAAUUAAAACCAGUAUUGGCCUUCUAUGUAAAGGGGACCCGAUAAUCAAAGUCCAUCCUUUAGAAAGUCUUAGGACUCAUUUGUUUGAUGAAAAGUAAAGGUUUCUUGUUUGACCGUUGAAAAGCCGAUGAACCUAGAAGACAGGAGAGAAACAGACAAAAGGUUCCCAGCAGUGUGUGUUCCUGUUACAGUGUGCCGCUGCUGUACCUUCAGCCCACCUUUUCGUUCUACAGUUCCCAAAGUACAGCAUUUUUACAUAUAGAGUAUGAACACUACCAUGCUUAAUUGGGAAAGUGUUAAAUUUUUGUAUUAAAUGUCGGGGCUUAGAGAUAAACAAUCCAAAGAAUUUAAAUUGUGAUUAUGGAUUUGUUUUGUAAUUCAGUUUUUCAGUGUUAGUACCAUUGGUAUUCAUCUUACACAAAAAGAUUAAAUUUAAACUCAUCCAUCUUUAGAGCCGAGUUUUUAAAAAAGAAAUUGAAUACUUACGAUAUUUAUAUACUUAUCCUUUUCCUAAUUGCUAAAAAGAUUUUCAUUUAGGGUUUAAGCUGAGUAUUGUCUGUUUUAAAAGUAGUAGAAUUUAGGUGAUAAAACCUACAAGUUUUGGUAAAAUUCCAUUUGCUCUAGUCUGGUUUUUAUCACCUAAAUUGUUAUAUUGUUCAUAAGGCGUCUCCCACUUUAAAUCCUACACUCUGAAAAUUCCGUGACGGGAGGGAAGGCAGACUCCUGGAAAGCGUAAGAGCAUCCUUAGGACUCACUGGUCUAGAUGAAGAGGCUGCAAGGGACGUGAGAAAUUGCAGAAAUGAGGCUUUGGUGGGCAAGUCUUUUUACUUAACACUGUAACAUUUCUUGGGGAGGGGGCUGCUUUCUCACCUGUAUGAAUAAGCAUCCUGGGAUGUUUUUAGAAAAGAUAGAGCCCAUCUAAGUUGAGGGCUUCCUAACAGUCAGUCAAUAGAUGAGUAUGGUUUUAUGAACAUGAUUUAAAAAAACUAGUAAAUUGUUUUUUUCAGAGUUAAAAAUAACAACAGCCACAAAUUCCCAAAAACAAAUAUUGCUCCAGAAAAGUAGGGGUUUUUGUUUUUGUUUUUUAUUUUGUUUGUUUUUUAAUGUUAAGGCAAGCCUAAAAAACCUUUGAGGAUAAAGUAUUUAUAGGCUGGUCAUAAUUAAAAAUUGUGUUACUGGCAGCGUUUCUUUGCUGGGUUCCUUUUGGGAUUUGGUUUUAGAAAGAAUAGGUAGCUUUUCUGUGGCUGCCUGUGUGUAAGAAAAGCAGUCAGUUGUAGAAAACAAUGUCCUUUCCUAAAACCUUAAGUCCCCUAUUCCUCCUGAGCUCAUAACUCAAGAGCCCAUUGUUUAAGACAGUUUGGUGGCAUUCCAAGUAUGGUACAUGACCCUUUAAAAAUUAUUAUGGGCAUUAAAACCAGGGCCUCAGCAUUCUAGGCAAAUACUCUGCUACUGAGCUAUGUAUCCAAGUGAAUUUUUGAAGUGAAAAUUUGAGGAAGGAAAGUAUACUUCGGGUGUUUGUAUAGGCCUGACUUCUUUUGUUGUUAGACGAUCUUAGUCCAGGCUGGCCUCAGACUUAUUUUAUAGUCCAAGAUAACCUCAGCCUCCUGAUCCUCAUGCCUCUACCUCCCAAGGGCUGGGAUCACAGUCCUGUGCCACUGUGCCUGGCUCAGAAAUUCUUUAUCAAAGAAAUGCAGGUGUUUCUUAAGAGAUGCAGUGUACUUGCUGCAAAACAUUUAUUUUUUUAUUACUUGUUUCAUGUGUAUGGGUGUUUUACAUGUAUGUCUGUGUGUCAUGUGCCCAAAGUACCCAGAAGAGGGCACUGAAUUUCCUAGAACUAGAGUUACAGAUGGUGUUGAGCCACCAUGUGGGUGCUAGGAAUCAAACCAGAUUCCUCUGGAAGAGCAGCCAGUGCUCUUAACCACUGAGCCAACUCUCCAGCUCCCUGUUGCAGAUCAUUUAAUAAGUUAAUUGGAGAAAUGACUUGAUUUGGUCUCAUGGAUUUUACCUUUUGUUUUUGUCUUUCGAGACAGGGUUUCUCUUUAUAGUUUUGGUUCCUUUCCUGGAACUCGCUCUGUAGACCAGGCUGGCCUUGAACUCACAAGAGAUCCGCCUGGCUCUGCCUCCCGAGUGCCGGGAUUAAAGGUGUGCGCCCCUGCCGCCCGGCCUGGAUUAUACUUUUGCUUUGCAGCUUUUUAAAUUUUUAUUUGGGGACCAGGCACAGGUGUCAUGGCCUGUGUAUGGAGGACAGAUGCACCUGUGACGUCAGAGGGAAACUUGUGGCAGUUAGCUUUCCUCUUUCCACUGUGCUGGCCCUGGGGAUCAAACUUGGGUUGUCAGCCUCGGCAGCAGCUGGGCCGUCGGAUCGCUUUGGCUUCUUUUCAGUGCUGAUCCCUGUUGUUUCCUUAUUAGUCCUUGAGUAAUUCCUUAAACUUGUGUAUCUCUGGCUUGUUUUCUGCAUAAUUCUCUUGUUCCUAUACUACCUGCGUUAUCUUUCUGUCACUGUAGCAAAGGCCUCGUGUAAAUCAACUUGUAGAGAGAAAGGCUUGUUUGGGGCCGUGGAUUUAGAAGUUUCAGUUGGAGAUUGGUUGGCCCUGUUGCUUCAGGCCUGUGAUGAGGUAGCAUAUUGUGGCAGGGAGAACGUGCUAAGACAAAUUAUUCACCUCACUGGGGGUGCAGAAGAUAAGAAGAGACGGGUUUUUAGUUCCCUUUGAGGGCUCCCCAAUGCCUUAAAGUCUCCCUUUGGGCAUGACCUAGUUUCCACAGCUUCCCAAUAGUGCCACAGGUAAGGGAGCAAGCUUUUGCUACACGGGCCUUUGUGAGGAGAGUUCAGAUCCAUGCUACAGCAUUACUGUGUAAAACUGAUAAACUGAUUUACAGACAAGCAUUAGUUAUUCGAUUAAGAAGAAUGUUCUCCAGAUAGUGUUCUAAACAGAGCGCUGUGUAUUUUCUUCUGUAACUGCUUUUUUUGACGUCUCCAAAAUGUCCUUAAAGGCCUCCAGUUAAAUUCCCUGGAUUAGGUUCAUUAUUGUCUUUGUUUUGCUGUUGUUGCUGUAAGACAUAGGGUCUCCUGUAACCCAGGCUGGCCUCAGACUUGCUGUAUAAAGAGGCUAGCCUCGAACUCCUUAGCCUCUUGAAUCUACCUCCCAAGUACUGGGAUUACCAGGUGUGCUGGUUGUUUGGAUUAGUUUCUUUGGAAAAGCUGUGAUAAUCAUCCACUACUGCCAACUCAGCAAAAGAACUCUUAAAACCGUGGAUCGCAGUUACUGACUUCUCACCGUCCGGGUUUUAUAAGUAAUAUAAUAAUGUUUGAUAAGUUGUGUAAAACUUGUCCUUUAGUUAAUUUAUGGCUGAAUAUAUUGUUUUGUUUUUAACAUCACUGUUAUAUUACCAACUCUCUUGCCAUCUGUGCUGUGAGUUACGAGUAGAAAAGAAAAAUAUAAAAAAUUCUACUUGUGGUGGUCUUUAAA